Molecule: messenger RNA, 1655 nt
Organism: Syzygium oleosum
Lineage: Eukaryota; Viridiplantae; Streptophyta; Magnoliopsida; Myrtales; Myrtaceae
Product: omega-hydroxypalmitate O-feruloyl transferase-like
Exons: 2
Coding region: 194-1495 (433 amino acids)
Molecular function (GO): acyltransferase activity, transferring groups other than amino-acyl groups
Source: RefSeq, a predicted model, not a curated record
AACACUGCAGUAAUACUGGCCCUCCAAAGCAUUCAAUCCAUCCAGUGAAAAAUAGUCUCCUGCAGCUUCAUCUUCCGCUGUCCAUAGGAGCAAUCUUUGUUAUAUGUGAUUCCCAGAGUCCAACGGUUUUGUCUGAACCUUCAAACGCUUUUUUCUUUUCAGAGCUAGAGAGCAGGAGAACCAGAGAUCUCCAAUGGUGGCCUUCGAAAACACGACCGACAAUGUCCUAACAGUAGAAAGAUCCCUCCCCGUCGAGGUCCUACCUGGAGGAGAAACGCCCAGGGGCUCCCUUUUCUUAAGUAGCAUGGAUUGUUGGGCUUUAGCCGUGGUGCCGACCCUUUAUACUUUCGACAGGGGCGAUGCGAACGUGGUAGAUGUGAUCAAGCAAGCUUUGUCCAGAGUUUUAGUUCAUUAUUAUCCGCUUGCAGGGAGGAUAGCCAAAAACUCUCUAGGGAAGUUGACGGUCGAUUGCGAAAAGAAGUUGGGAGUCCCAUUUGUGGAGGCAUCGGCUAAUUGCGACAUCGAAGAUAUGGGCGAUAUAAAAAUGCUUGAUUCUGAUAUCUUAGAAAAGUUUGUUUACAGAGAUCCUACUGAAAAAAUGCUGGAAGUCACACCCCUUCUGACAGCACAGGUAACAAGGUUUAAAUGUGGAGGUUUCACUUUAGGGGUCGUAGUUAACCACUGCAUGACCGAUGGUAUCUCCGCAAUUGAUUUCAUGAACUCAUGGGCUGAGAUAGCAAGAGGUAAACCAUCAUCCUUCAUCCCUUGUCACGAUAGAACCUUUCUGAAGUCAAGGGUGCCACCUCAAAUUGGCGAUCAUUACAAUGACUUUGCUCGCGUGGGUGAUAUAUCAAACAUGACCACAUCAUGGGAGAGAGAGCCAACCGUAUUUAAAUCGUUCCACAUUAACGGCGAGAAGCUGGCCACCCUGAAAAAAAUGGCAACGACCGAUGGACAGGCGAGGAGCAACUGCUCCAGCUUUGUUGUGCUUUCGGCUCUAGUAUGGCGGGCUCGAACCAUGGCACUCAAAAUGAAACCACACCAACUAACACAGCUUCUCAUAUAUGUCGAUUUCCGACCGAAGAUGAAGGAACAUAUGCCUGACGGAUACUUUGGGAAUGCCGUGGUCUUACCUUGCUGUCUCUGCACCGCGGGAGAGUUGAUCGAUGAGCCGAUCUCUUCCACCACUGAAAGAAUAAAGAAGGCGAUCGAGAGGGUGGACGAGGACUUUGUGCGGUCGGCGAUCGACUACAUGGACAAGUAUCGGUUUGAACCUUACCGAGUGAGCUCGCUGUUGAUAAGUUCAUGGAUGGGGCUGGAUUAUGGAGACUUUGACUUCGGAUGGGGAGGGCCGAGGCAGCUCGGCACCGGCAAUCUGCUACCGACAGAUUGCGUGUUUAUGAGGGAAGAGAGUGAGAACAAGAAGGACGUUGCGGUGGUGUUGGGUUUGCCACUGUCGGCCGUGAACACGUUCCAAGAGUUGGUUCAAAUAUAAACUAGUCACCAGAGACUGAACACCUUCAAGAGAACUCGCCUGUCAUUCCAAUAAUGCUACUUUUCUUUUUUUUUCUCUGGAAUAAGCGCAAACAAUGCUACUUAGAUGUUCGCUGUUUAGUUCAGACAUUCGAAUAACAAUCACGGUUUGUUUCUGUUUA